Molecule: messenger RNA, 2290 nt
Organism: Bradysia coprophila
Lineage: Eukaryota; Metazoa; Arthropoda; Insecta; Diptera; Sciaridae
Source: RefSeq, a predicted model, not a curated record
AACCUAUAGAAAAGCCGAAUAGCAGCAUUCAAGGCGUUUUCAAGUGGUGUCGGUAAGAAAUUUGAAAAAGAAAAAAAAUCAUUUUCUACGUUGAUAUACCGUUGAUGAGCCAUACAGUUAUUAACGCCGCUCGAAAAUAGUCUAAAUUCAAAAGUACCGUUGCUAUCAUGGAGAAGAAAAUUUCAGCUCUUCGAGAGAAAAUUUCCAGAUUUAUCGAUUAUGUCGAGGAAGUUGUUAAAAUGCCAGAACCAAAUUUAUCGAAAGCCUAUCUUGAGACCAAAGGAAAUAUGAUAACGAAAAUGUGGGAUAAGAUUGAAAAAACCAAUGAUGAUAUUGAGGAAAGUGAGGUGGAAACGGCAAAAGGUACAAGAGAAUAUUUGAAAAAAGAUUACGAAACGGCUUUCGCGAUGUUAGACAAGGUCGCUCUAAGAAUACAAAGGAAAUUGGAAAAGUAUGAACCGAUAGCAGCACCGUUACAACCGAAUCCAACAGGCAACGCUAAACCGAAUAUCAAACUCAAGGCGAUGGACAUUCCGAUUUUCUCAGGCGAUUACGACAAGUGGAUUUCCUUCCGAAAUAUGUUCGACUCUUUGGUGCACGACAAAACGUACACCGACUUGGAGAAAAUUCACUAUUUAAAGUCGUGUUUGGAAGGCGAUGCGGAACGGGUCAUUUCUCAGUACGAUAUCAAGGCCGAAUCAUACAUACCGGCUUACGACGCAUUGGUAGAUCGUUUCCACAAUGAAGCAAUACUCAUCGAUACGCACAUUAUCAAAAUCUUGUCGCAACCAAAACUACACAGAGAAUCUGGUGAUGGAUUAAAGGAAAUGAUGGAUGUUACUUCGGUCAAUAUUCAAGCACUGAAAAGCUUGAAUAUUCAAAUCAACACUUGGGAUCCAAUUUUGUUACUUUUGUUGGUGCAGAAAUUUGAUGAUGCCACGAGACGGUUAUGGGAACAAAAUUUAAAGCCGAAAACGUUGCCGACGAUGAAACAGUUCUUAGAUUUUCUCAAAAAUCGAUUUCAUGCUCUAGGAUGCCAGCAGAAAUUCAAUUUCGCGAUUGAGACAACCACGCGCAGUUCUCAGUUCAAGAGUCGACAAAGUUCCAGUUUCCGUUACGAGACACCACAAUUUCCACCUAGAACGCAUCAAAGUUUUCACACUUCAUCACGUCGAGCAUGUUCAAUUUGUUCGAACGAUAACCAUUCCAUAUUUUCGUGCGAAAUAUUCCGUUCUAAGGAACCUCAUACUCGAAUCGAAAUGGUCGGUCGAGCGAGAUUAUGUAAGCGUUGUCUGAGACAUCAUCAAUCGGAAUGCAAUCAACCAGAUGGUUGCCGUGUUUGUGGAGGUUACCAUCAUACUUUUCUUCACUCCGAGCAACGCGAAAGGUCGUCAUCAAUUCAAAGUCAACAAGCCACUCGAGAUGAGAAACAGUCAACUAACACACACGUUUUGAACUCGAAUCACGUCAGUCUGCAGCGACCAGUAGUAUCAACGAUUAUUGGAUCUCAUCAUGUGCACGUAAACAAGGAAAUAUCGGUUGAACGUCAAGUCAUUCAAUGGGAUGCGAACGUAUUACUUGCUACAGCCAUCGUUUUAAUUCGACCAAAUGAAACCAAUAGUUUCAUCCCAUUUCGCUGUUUAUUGGAUCAAGGCGGCGAAGCGUCACACAUAUCCGAAUCAGCGGUACAAAGGUUGGGUUUAACAAAAAAUUCGAUUUCAGCAACGAUGUGCGGUCUAGGUGGAGUGAAAAUCGGUACUUCCGACGCCUUUGUUGAAUUCGAAAUUGGAUCGAAGGUCAAUUGUUCUUUUUCCAUGAGGGUACAAGCUGUAGUUGCGAAGAAGGUAGCCAACCCAAUGCCAUCAACUUUUGUAGAACGCAUCAAUUGGAAACACAUCGAUGGUUUGCAAUUGGCCGAUCCAGAAUUUUAUAAACCUUCGGAGAUUGAUGUUAUACUCGGUUCAUCAGUUUACGGCUAUUUAUUGUUACCUGGGUUGAAGAAGGGCGGCACAAAUUGUCCAGUUGCGCAAAAUACAGAGCUCGGAUGGAUACUAUCAGGAGCAACAAAUCCAGAUUCAGCCGCAUUGAUCAAAAUAAAUUAUCCAGCCAGCCAUCAAUGCCACAAUUAUCCAGCCAAUCGAUCAAAAUCACAACAUCAGCCAGCCAAACAAAGAAAUUCCAUCAGUUAGCCAGCCAAUUCGGAUUUAAUCAGCAUAACGAAAACCAAAUUUACCAGCCAAUUACGACAACAUCCAACCAAAGUGAAUUCCGGGUGAAGCAUCUUCGACGA